AUUUAUUUAUUUAUUUUCCUGCUAAUUAAUUGUAGUUGGGGGCGGAUCGGAAGCGCGUGGGCUGCGCGCGCGUUUAAAGCCGACAAGGUCGCGUUAUUCUGAAAGUCGCCUGAACAGGUGCACCUGCGCGCGCGCUCUUCUGCACUGAGAGAAGCUUCCGCAUCAUCCAGUUCUAACCUCCUGAAACAUGGCAUAUUCUCCAGUCAGUGAGACUGCAUCUUUAGAGGUCAUUGGUGGGAAAUUUGCCGGACUUCAGCAUAUACGCGAGAGAUUUGCCAAGAAGCACCAGCUGGUUGUUAAAUAUUCACAGGAAAAUGAAGCAAAAUUGAUUGUGCAGAAGGUGAAACAGGGGCAAAACAUCGUCCACAUAGCAUUCUGCUUUAAGUCCCAUGGUGGUUUGUAUUAUCCUUCAGUGGAGCAGCAGUCACAAUGUGUGGAGGUAUUGGGGCCAAGAGAUGAGCCAUUUAAAGACAUCCCUGAGAGGGUGCUAUUUAAAUGGGAAACGAAUAAAGAGUAUGGAAGCCUGCACUCAGUGGCAGAACCGAGCCAAUAUCUUUCUGUUAAAAACUCGGUCAUCAGCAUCAGCACCACACCAGACCCUAGUUUUAGAAUCAAUCUAAACACCCAGGUUAAUAAAAGGAUUCCAGUCAGCUUUAAUCCAACAGUCCAAUUUAUGUGGAACCUCCAAUUUCUCCAGGAUUGGACAUCGGGAGCAUACUUGGAUCACUCCACAUCUGAUGAUGAUUCAGACAUGAAGAAAGACAGGAAAAUACCAUCAGUCUUCCAUCAGUUUGCCUAUACCAAGUAGCUCUGGUCACCUAUUAUCACAUAUCACCUUUUAUCCAGGAUCUGUAGUAAGCAAAAAUUAUAUUUAGCAAAUCAGUCUAAGAACAUAUACAUUCAAUCAAAUUCAUCCAUUAUCUGUAACCGUUUAUCCUGUACAGGGUUGCGAGCAAGCUGGAGCCUAUCCCAGCUGACUAUGGGCGAGAGGCAGGGUACACCUAGACAAGUCGCCAGGUCAUCACAGGGCUAACACAUAGACAAACAACCAUUCACACUCACAUUCACACCUACAGUCAAUUUAGAGCCACCAAUUAGCUUAACCUGCAUGUCUUUGGACUGUGGGGGAAACCGGAGCACCCGGAGGAAACCCACGCAGACACGGGGAGAACAUGCAAACUCCAGGCAGAAAGGCCCCCAUCAGCCACUGGGCUCAAACCCAGAACCUUCUUGUUGUGAGGUGACACUACACUACACCACUGUGCUGCCCUAUUCAAGCAAAAGCACUGUCCAAACAUUUUUAUUGGGGGCCAGAUGGAGGACAAAUCAGGCCACAGUCCUACUUGCUGCUGUAACAUUGCAUUUUAAUUCAAAUUAAUAGGUGAACUUUAAGUUGUUUUUUCCAGAUUACCCAAGAAAGAUUUUAUAGAUUUCACUCACUAGUUAUCUUACUUUAUCACAACAACUGGGUCCUAGCAAAGUAACCAGAUGUAUUUCUUUCAGAACUCAGAAAAAAAAUAUAUAAACAAGAGAUCCCUGAUUUGAUUCUGAGCUUGGGUGGAAUUUUGUAUGUUUCCUGGCGUUCACGUGGAUUUCCUCUGGGUUCCCCGAGGAACCCAGAGGAAAUCCACGCAGUAGAAUUAAGUUAAUUUGCGACGAGGUGUGAAUAUAUGUGAAUGGUGUCCUGAAAUGGAGUGGGGUCCCAUCCAGGGUGUGUUUCUGCCUGUUGUUGCCAUGUCGACCCAAAGGGUUUGUAAUUUAAUGUCGGCUUGUACAGAGGCUUGUAGGGGAGCACAGGGCACCUUGUGGAUGGCAAGCAUAGCUGAGCUCUUGUAUUCUAUUUCAAUGGAAAUGUUAAUCAUAACAUUUGGUGAUGUGUGUUAAUAAUAAUGCUGAUGAUAUAAAACACUAUGAGAUGGUUUGAUAAAGAAAUGCUUUCAAUACUAACUUUUCUUUCUUAUUUGUAAAUGCCACCCAGUUAAGUUUAGCCUGCUGGUUAUUUGAGGUGACAUAUAUCUUAAAAAAAUAUGUAAAACUGUUAGCAGAUAUGAAGUAAAUGCAUUUGUUGUUGUUAAAAUAAUUCCUAUUUUUUGUUCUAUUAGUGUGGUUAAAUGCUUAUAAACAACAGCAAAGGAUGCAUUGAUCUGAUAUGUAUUAAAAAUGUUUUAAUUUACG
Messenger RNA from Neoarius graeffei (lesser salmon catfish), 2175 nucleotides. RefSeq lists its product as uncharacterized. The coding region runs from base 188 to 808 and encodes 206 amino acids. The record is from RefSeq and is a predicted model, not a curated record. Lineage: Eukaryota; Metazoa; Chordata; Actinopteri; Siluriformes; Ariidae. The transcript has 4 exons.